AUGAAGGGAGAAGCCGGAAGUAUGCGACAGGAGAAGCCCAAACAGGAGGAACGCAUCUGGGGCUCCAUGAAGAAGGCGGCUUUCAUCCUGGGCUCUGGCCUUCUCUUGCUUGUGGCCUUCUCGAACUCGGUCUCAGGGCAACUUCAGAGAUUUUGGGAUGCUUCUGGCUGUUUUCAGCAAGCCCAAUGGGAGAGGCUCCUGUCUACAUUCGAAGGGAAGGAGUGGAUCCUCUACAUUAUAGCUACCAUUCUAGUACCUGCUCUGCUUUUCUGGAGCUUCAACGGGCUUCUGCUGGUGGCUGACACAGCCAGAAAACCGAACUUCAUCUCCCGCUACCGAAUUCAAGUUGGCCAGAAUGAACCAGUGGACGCCACGAAACUACGCCAGUCUAUGCGCACAGUUCUCUUCAACCAGUGCAUGAUAUCUGUCCCCAUGGUGGUCUUCCUCUAUCCCAUCAUCAAGGUGCGGGGAGACCCCUACCACCGAGAGCUACCCACCUUCCACUGGUUCCUUCUGGAGCUGGCUAUCUUCACUCUGAUUAACGAAGUCCUGUUCUACUACUCACACCGGCUCCUUCACCACCCAACAUUGUACAAGAAAAUCCAUAAGAAACACCAUGAGUGGACAGCUCCCAUUGGCGUGAUCUCUUUCUACGCCCACCCUAUCGAGCAUGUGGCCUCCAACAUGCUGCCAGUGGUACUGGGUCCCAUCCUAAUGGGCUCCCACUUGUCCUCCAUUGCCGUGUGGUUUUCCUUGGCCCUCAUCUGCACCACUGUUUCCCACUGUGGCUACCACCUACCUUUCCUGCCUUCACCUGAAUUCCAUGACUACCACCAUCUCAGGUUCAACCAGUGCUACGGGGUGCUGGGGGUGCUGGACCACCUCCAUGGGACUGACACCAUGUUUAAGCAGACCAAGGCCUACGAGAGACACAGACUCCUGCUGGGCUUCACUCCACUAUCUGAGAGCAUCCCGGAUCCCUUGAAGAAGAUGGAUUGA
Molecule: messenger RNA, 999 nt
Organism: Puma concolor (puma)
Lineage: Eukaryota; Metazoa; Chordata; Mammalia; Carnivora; Felidae
Gene: FAXDC2
Product: fatty acid hydroxylase domain containing 2
Biological process (GO): lipid biosynthetic process
Molecular function (GO): iron ion binding; oxidoreductase activity
Source: RefSeq, a predicted model, not a curated record